AUGGCUGGCGAGGCGCUGAGUCGGGCGCUGAAGCGCCACCCCGAGCUGCUGGCGGCGGAGGAGCGGCGCAUGAAGGCUUCUGCCGCAGUGCUACAGCAACUCCUCGCAGAAGAGACGUUCUCCCGCACCAUGCGCGAGUGCCCGGAGGCGCUGCUGGCGGAGGCGGCAGAUCUCCUGGAGCUCGGCCGCGUCUUCGCGGACUACGAGGUGUCCCUGGACAAGGUGGUGCAGCGAUCGCCGCGGCUUCUCCUCUGCAAGGCUCAGCAGGUUCGGAACAUUUUGGGCUUCCUCCAGGAUGAGCCGAGCGGCCCAGGGAUGAGCAGGGAGCAGGUGGGAGAGGUGGCGGAGCGGUUUCCCAUGCUGCUGCUGGGCUGUCGCAACGUGGAGCAACAGCUGGCGCCGCUGGUCUCCUUCCUGCGGUCCUUGGGCGUGGACCCCAAGUGCGCGGCCUGCCGUGGCUUCUACGCCUGGCCGGAGGCCCACAAAGUCCUGGAGCCCACCGCGAGGUACUUGCUUGAUGAGUGCGGGUACGGCCCCAAAGAGCUGGCCGAGAAUGUGGAUGUGCUUGGGUAUUCCCUUGAGGCUCGGAUCUACCCCAGGGGGCGGUUCCUCCAACACCUGAAGACGCGCCUGCCAUUGCGCGUCCACGCGGCGGCCGAUGAUUUCCAGUUCUGCCAGCUGCUGGGCGUUCGCCGCGAGCAGUUCCUGGAAUUCGCGCUCGACCUGCGCCGCGAGAUGCGGCUCUACAGUCGCGCGGUGCCCGUGGCGGUCAAGAGCUCCAGCUUCGCGCUGUCCUUCGGGCUGCCGCUGCGGAUGUACAGUCCUCAUCGCAAAGGCUGCGUGGCGGCGAGCUGUGCCCUGGAGAAGAAGACCGUCUACAUGCGCAGCAUCCGAGACGAGAGCAUCAAGAGCAAAGAGUUUUGUGCCAAGGACGUGUGGGUGAUCGAGCCUGCGAACCACGAGUUCUUGAAGGACACAGGCAUCGAGUACAGCGUCACGCUGAGCUGCCGCGCUUGA
Effrenium voratum is the source of this 1017-nucleotide messenger RNA. The record is from the annotation of a GenBank genome assembly. Lineage: Eukaryota; Dinophyceae; Suessiales; Symbiodiniaceae.